Messenger RNA from Toxorhynchites rutilus septentrionalis, 5859 nucleotides. Its product is annotated as WD repeat-containing protein 47. The coding region runs from base 1068 to 3893 and encodes 941 amino acids. Gene Ontology annotation, molecular function: protein binding. The transcript is spliced from 11 exons. Lineage: Eukaryota; Metazoa; Arthropoda; Insecta; Diptera; Culicidae. The record is from RefSeq and is a predicted model, not a curated record.
AUCAGUCUGGUAUUUUAUGUCGUUUCGCAAGGUGAUAUCCUGCGGUGUUUGUUGAGCCGUGUUCGCGUUAUUGAAUGUGUUACUCAUACUGCUAGCGGGACUGCAGAAAGUAGUCCUGUUGUGUGUCAGAAAUUAGGCACAGAACGGGAGAAACGCACAGCUGUCAUUCGGGGAAAAAAAUCACUGCAUGCUCAGUGAGUGUUGAUUUUUCUUUUUCGAUUUUCUGUCUGGAAACAGUAUUUUUGCAGCGUGAACACCGUCUGUAAUUUGUUGUGAUAGCAUGUUUGAAAGGUGUUAACGCGGAGGUAAAUCAAAAUCCUCGUAGAAGUGUCUGGUGAAAUUAGUGUUCCGGUUGUGGGUGGCAGGAUACCGAGUCCUGAGAUUCUGUAGGAGAACAAGCAAGGCAACAUGGAAUAGAAGACUCGCGGAAAUGUGGAAUAUUCUUCACUGUUUUAAAUGUGAUGUCAUUGCGAGAAUAAGCCGGAUUUGUGCAGAGCGUGUAAAAAAGUAACCGUAUCGACAAAAAGUAUUCAUUAAUGCAUGCUUUUGCAAAUAUUGCGUGCAGCGGUGUUUAAAUUCCACCUAAUUACCCGAAACCGUAAUUAGCAAAAUUUGUUUUCCUCUAAUUUUUGUUUUUUUUUAUUUCGCGGCCGUCUCUGACCCUAAACAAAGUGGAAGCGAAAGAUAAUUCGCCAAAUACGCAAUACCGUGGUGAAUUUCCAAAGAUCCGUCGUUUUGUGCAAAUGUAGUAUUUGGAAAGGCUCGGACGGACAAAGAAAAAUCGAAGAGAAUUACCGACGUCGAGUCGAAGCCAAUACGCGGAGUAACAGUGCAUAGUUACCUAGCCUGCAGCACGCGAAACACGGAAAGCGCACAGAAAUAUUGCAAUUCUUUUGUUACGUUCAGUGGUUCCAAGAAAAAAGGAAAAAAAACAAAUUACACAGAAAGCGGAGAUCGGAUCCAGUGAAUUCUCCAACCGCAGCUGAACGGGAAGAAAAAACUGAAUCAUUGGAAAAAUUCAGAGCGAAUUGGCCGCGAGCCAGCAGCGCUGUUAUUAAUGUGAGAAAAUGUCACCGGCAAGACUGUCUCUUCGCGAGGAGGAUAUUGUUCGGUUGGCGUUAGAGUUUCUGAACAACCGCGAGCUGCACAUUUCCCAGCUAUCGCUGGAACGCGAAACGGGUGUGAUCAAUGGACAGUAUUCAGACGAUGUGUUAUUUCUGCGACAGCUCAUCCUCGACGGCCAGUGGGACGAUGUGGUGGAGUUCAUUCAGCCACUGGAAGCGUUGCAGAAUUUUGACAUGAGGCAGUUCAAGUGCACCAUACUCCGACACAAGUACAUCGAAUUGCUGUGUAUAAAGUCGGAAGCGGGCGGCCUGACGGGACCGCCCCUAAUCAAUAAUGUGGACGGAGCGGUGGAGGAAGUCGUCCAGGUGCUUGGCGAGUUGGAAAAACUCUGCCUCACGAAGGAGGAAUAUUCGGCACUGUGUUUGCUGCUGACGUUACCCAAACUUGGCGACCAUCUGCAGUACCGUGACUGGAAUCCGAGUAAGGCACGGGUGCAAUGUUUCAGAGAGAUUUUUCCGCUGGUGGAAAAGUUUUUACCGGGAGACAAGAAGACUGGUGCGGCACAAUCGCUAUUCGCGAAAAAUGACCGACUUGUACAGCUUGUUAUUAAGGGUAUUUUAUAUGAAUCGUGUGUAAACUAUUGUCAGGUAAAGGCAACGGGUGUUGCUGAUGCUGCUACACAGAAGAUCCACUUUUCUCGGGUUCUUGAUGGAUCGAUAGGGUUCACUGAUUCGGAUCUAUCGUUGCUCAGUUGGCUGCAAAGCAUUCCGGCCGAGACUUUCUCUGUUCCGUUCGAACAAAAGACGCUCAACGUCGAUGUGGAGAGACUGGAGAGGCCUUCACUUGAGACUUCAUGGACUGAACACAUGCUUAUCACUCCAAUCAAACCGAAAACGUUCCCUCACUCUGUGAUGCCAUUCACGAGGCCUCGCAGUGCAGCAGACAUUAUGACGCGCUCGCUGCUGCCCUCCCUCGAUGCCGUCUCUACGUGUCUCAAUGCAAAGGCAAGCAAUGAAUCGUUUCCGAUGUCACGUUCAAGUUUUGCCAGUUUUCACCUUACCGGGAUAAAACCUUCAAGUGGAAAAUUGAUGACUUCAAGCGUAGAUCGGCUGUUCGAGAAUGGCGAUGGUGGAGAUGUUUAUCGUAGCAGCAAUUUUAGCGAAUAUCAGCAGGGACUUCCAUCAAUAGAAGAAAUCGCGUCCGUGCAAUCGAAAUCACCCGAACUGCAGCCCGUGGCUGGUGCAAUUGUGAAAACCAGCGACAUUCAUCAGAGCAGUGGCGAACGGGACAGUCCCAACACGACCAAUUCAACGGCCAAAAGCUCCCGGCGCGACUCGCUCACGGAUAAGAUCGCUACCACAAAUCAGCCUGUGCCGACAGGCCUUCCAAAUCAUAUCCAACCUCCGCCGCCACCGCCAUCGAUUGGACCACCACCAAUACCUUCGUCAUCCUCAGAGAUUCAUCCUGGUGCCAAUGCAAACAGCCUUCAGGAGCCUCCAUCACAUCCUCCGGUAGUUUCUCCACCUCCAUCCGGCGGAGUGAUAUACGAUCAUCCCAAAAACAACGAACAUCUUGCGAACGGCGGAAGUGAAUUGUACGAAAAAUUCAAGCAGCAAAAACAAAACAAGGAAAGUGAUUACAUUAUGAACGGAAAUCCAACGAUCAUGCCGCAAACGCAGCCAUCGAGCCAUAGUCAGCAGAUAAACGGUGACCGAAGUGAAACAAGCAGUAGCAACGGUGUAGCGCGACCAACGCUACUGGUGGAGGAUAGCGGUACUAUGAAAGAGCUAGAGCAGGCGGACCAAAAUCGACCCAAAUUUGUGGCUGUGACAUCGCUGGAGGAUGUGCAAGCCGUACGAUGUGCCGAAUUUCACCCGAAUGGACGAAUCUACGCGGUGGGUUCAAACUCCAAAACGUUCCGAAUCUGCGAAUACCCACCACUUUCCGAAAUCAGCAAAAGAUGUGAAAGUGGUGCAAGUUGGGAGGACCACUCAACCUACCAGCCGACGGUGCUAUUCAAGCGAACGAAACAUCACAAGGGAUCGAUCUACUGCAUGGCAUGGUCACCCGUGGGCGAUCUUAUAGCGACCGGCUCGAACGACAAAACGGUUAAGCUAAUGCGCUUCAACGAAUCCCAGAAGCAGCUCGAAGGACAGGAGAUCGAGCUCACGAUGCACGACGGCACGGUGCGAGAUUUGUGCUUCCUGGAGGACAGCUCGAACAAAUCCAGCCUUCUGAUCAGCGGCGGGGCAGGCGAUUGCAAGAUAUAUGUUACCGAUUGCGAGACCUCAACACCGUUCCAAGCACUCAGCGGACACGGCGGUCACGUGCUGUCGCUGUACAAUUGGGGCGGAGUUAUGUUCGUUUCCGGAUCGAUGGACAAAACUGUGCGUUUUUGGGACUUGCGAACACGCGGUUGUGUCAACAUGGUUACCCCCGCCACAUCACCUGGCUCAAGACAAGGUUCACCGGUGGCUGCCGUAUGCGUUGAUCCUUCCGGUCGAUUAUUGGUUUCUGGACACGAGGAUAGUUCGUGUGUGCUGUACGACAUCCGUGGAAACCGACCAAUUCAGUGCUUCAAGCCACACUCAUCAGAUGUUAGAUCGAUUCGUUUUUCACCAUCGGCAUAUUACCUCUUAACCGCUGGAUAUGACAACAAGCUGGUAUUGACCGAUUUGCAAGGUGAUCUCACGAUGCCGUUGCCGUCGGUUGUCGUUGCCCAGCAUUCCGACAAGGUAAUAUCGGGCCGCUGGCAUCCGGUGGACUUUUCAUUCCUCUCGACAUCCGCCGACAAAACGGCUACGCUGUGGGCUCUGCCGCCGAUUUAAGCUGUUACUCCAAUCGAAUGCUGAAAUAAAGCAAGCUUCUUGGGUUGCUUCUUUGCAGUAAGCUUAUUUUCAGUGCGUGCAAAGUAAGAUGCGAAAUGUGCAUGAUAAAAACAGGAUACAGAACUGUGCAUCGUUAAUCGUUGAUCGAUUUGCAUGUGUGUAUGAUAAUUCUAAUUCAGAUAUUGAAUAUAUUGAUAUGUAUUUAACAUUUAAGUUGUAAGAGAAACACAAUCACCAAAAGAAGUAAACCAUCAUACUCAGAGCGUGGACAAAACGAGUAUGUGUAUUGUAAAGAUUGGAAAAAGAACGGUCAGAAAAGAAGUAAUUAUGAUAUGAACUGUUAUAAUACGUUUUGUAACUCAGCUAGAUAUUUAUUUUGUAUAGCAGUAACGUACUCAAUUUUCGCUUCAUUUAACUCCAAGUCAUUAAUAGAUCGUAUAAUCAUUAAGAAUACAACCGAUAAUCGAUUCUCGGACCAAGAACAAAGAUUCAAAGCAACCGCACCGAGAGUUGUGAUUACAUAUGUAAUUUAGUGGAUGUGUUGUAAGGUGAACUAUCUGUGACUAUCUGUAUCUAAAAGCUAAGUUGUGUUCAAAAAACGGUUUGCAUGCAAAAUGUUGUCCUUCAACGUUGUUGAAAAAAAUCGGUGUAUUCUAUAAAUUUUAUGAAUUCUGCUCUCCAUACACAAAUGCCCCUAAAUAAUCAAAUUCCCUUGCGCAAAUGCCGUCAACGCGAAUAUAACAGUUGAAAAGACAAGGAACAAAUGAAACUGAACUGAUGUCAUAACACGAACAGCGAGAGACGGUCAGUUCAUUUGAAUCUUAAGGCGGCAUUCCAUCUAUUCAACAUGCUACAUGCUACAAGUCAAUGGUAAACAACAAUGGAUAUGAUACUUGCGCAUUUUUUAUUUUUUUUUCUACCUCAGCCGCUACACAGCAGUAUGCGAACGCUCACUGCUCCAACAUAUCUGUUCUGAUGUUUUUGUUUUUAUGAUCAAACAUUCUGUUGUUCCAUUGUUGUCGUGAGUUAUAAUCGUCAACAAAUGACGUAGUUGCUCCAUUAUUGCCGUGCUACACACGCCGUACCGAUCCGCAAGCCAUUGGAUAAGGAUAAGGCCAUUGCUCGACAAGACCAAUAAUGUCGUGAAAAGAGACUCUCCAAUAAGCGAGAACCAUUGACUUGUAGCAUGUAGUAUGUUGGAUAGAUGGAAUUCCGCCUUUAUAGCUCACACACUCUCUGAAAUUCUACAGCUGUCUUCUCUCCUGCAUCAUUAUCAAAGUGAGCUGAAGAGCUGUUUGUUUUUUGUGAGCUGUUCCGUGUCAACUCACUUCAAAGAGUCGAUUCUUCGGAACAGCUCAUGAGCGGAUUGCACAUCUCUAUCAUGGAUGCACAAAAUGAAUUUUUCGUUUAUCUUGCACAGGUUUCCAAGAGCAGAUCAGCUCUAAUUCGACUUCAAUAGGUUCCAUUGAAGCUUUCGACAAAUUCGAUAGACAAUUCCCCAUUAUGCUACCGUAGUAUUCAUAUCCUUUCGAACCCUGGGACAUAUACUCAAAGGAAUGGUGGUUGUAAUUAUCUGCAACAGCCAACACUCAGUAGAUUUCGGAUACUUGUCUGGCAUUAUGUAAUCUCGACACUGCUGCUAAGGUCUGUGGUGCGAGCGUUAGAAAUAAUUGAACCACCAUCAAAUUGAAACAACGUUUGACAACAAUUUACGCUACUGAACAUAUUCGAAUGUUGAUUUUGUUAUUAUAAUAUUAUUAAUUAAAAAAACAAUGAUAAGACUAACUUAAAGGCAAACACACAUUAGUAGUAACACAAGUGGAGUGGCAAUUUUGUACCAUAUACAUAUAUUAUUUAAACGGUUCUUUUCCGGCGGAAGGAUUCAAGCUACCAUGAAAGCAAACACGAAAAGCUAACUCUCUGACAAGUUAUGAUUGUAACAAUAAAGAAGCUAAACUAUUAACAA